CCAACCCGUUGCUUGUUUGUAAACUCUGUGUUUGAUGAUUCAUUCAAGUAAAUGUUCUCACUGAGGAAACAUCAGCUUUUUAUUAUUUCUCCCUGUUUUUCAGGGGUGUAACACACACACACGCAAACAUAUGCACACAAACACACGCACGCAUAUUUCCCCGCCUCCAUCUGACCUUGGAAGACCGAAGCUAAAUUACUUCUAGGAAGCCACUCCUCAGCACAUCAUGUUCUGGUGAAAACGAAACUUAAGUAUCACUCUCAGUGUGCUUGUGGUUGUGAUAGGAAAGCAAACAAAAUGGCAGAGGCUAUUUCAAAGAAAAGAAGAAAGAAAGAAGAGGACUCCUUCAAGUGUCUAGUCUGUCUAUAUCUGCUGAAGGAUCCAGUGACUAUUCCCUGCGGACAUAAUUUCUGCAAGAGGUGCAUUGAGGGCUGCUGGAAUCAAGAGGAUCAGAGAGGAGUCUACAGCUGCCCUAUGUGCAAACGCACCUUCACUCCCAGACCUCCACUCUACAAAAAUCCUCUGGUUGUUGACAUGGUCGAGACAUUUACGAAGACCAGAAUCCAAGCUUCUCCUAUAACUCCCUCAAAUGCUGGACUUGGAGAUGUGGAGUGUGACGUCUGCACUGGGAGAAAACUCAAAGCUGUGAAGUCCUGUCUGGAAUGUCUUUUGUCUUACUGCGAAACUCACUUCAAAGCUCACAAUGACCUGAACCCAGGAAGAAAACACUCAGUGAUUGAUGCCACAGGAAAUCUACAGGAGAGGAUCUGCUCUCAUCAUAAGAAGGUUGUUGAAAUAUUUUGUCGAACCGAUCAGAGUUGUAUCUGUUAUCUGUGCACGAUGGACGAACAUAAAGGCCAUGACACAGUCACUAUUGCAGCAGAAUGGACAGACAAACAGAGGCAGGUGGGGCAGACCCAGAGGAAAAUCCAGCAGAGAAUCCAGGAGAGAGAGAAGGAGCUGCAGGAGCUGAGGAAGGCUGUGAAGACUCUCAAGAGCUCUGCACAGACAGCAGUGGAGGACAGUGAGAGGAUCUUUACUGAGAUGAUCCGCUCCAUUGAGAGAAGGCGCUCUAAGGUGAAAGAGCUGAUCAGAGCUCAGGAGAAGGCUGAGGUGAGUCGGACUGAAGGACUCCUGAAGCGACUGCAGCAGGAGAUUGCUGAGCUGAAGAGAAGAGAUGCUGAGCUGGAGCAGCUUUCACUCACAGAGGAUCACAUCCAUUUCCUCAAGACUUUACAGUCGGUCAGUGAGACACCUGAGUCUAAAGACUUAUCCUGCAUCUCUGUGAACCAAGCCCUAUCUUUUGAGGCUGUGAAGAAAUCUGUCUCCUCACUAAAGACACAGCUGGAGAAUUUCUGCAAGGAGGAAGUCAUGAAGAUAUCUGCAUCAGUGACUAAAGUCCAGGCUGUUUUCCCUCCUGAACCUACAACCAGAGAGGAUUUCCUACACUACUCCUGUCACAUCACACUGGAUCCAAACACAGCAAACAGAAACCUCCAUCUGUCUGAGGGAAACAGGAGGGUGGAAAGGAGAGAUGAGCUCCAGUCAUAUCCUGAUCAUCCAGAGAGAUUUGAUGGGUGUUGGCAGGUGCUGUGUAGAGAGGGUGUGUCUGGACGCUGCUACUGGGAGGUUGAGUGGAGUGGGAGGCGGGAGGUUUAUAUAUCAGUCUCAUAUAAAAGCAUCAGCAGGAGAGGAGGGGGUAAUGAGUGUAGGUUUGGAUAUAAUGAUCAGUCCUGGAGUCUGAGCCUCUCCAGCAGCAGCUCCUCUUUCUGGCACAAUAAUAAACAUACUGCACUUCCUCUAGUGGCCAGCUCCAGAAUAGGAGUGUAUGUGGAUGACAGGGCAGGAACUCUGGCCUUCUACAGCAUCUCUGACACAAUGACCCUCCUGCACAGAGUCCAGACCACAUUCACUCACAAACUCUACCUUGGGUUUGGGUUUGGGUUUGCGUUUGGGUUUUUUUUUUUUCAUGCUGGAUCAUCUGUGAAGCUGCUGUGAAUGAGAUGUACAGAUGCUGAAUCCAGACUACAUUCACCCAGCCUCUCUACCCUGGGUUUAGGGUCAGACAUUAGAUCACCAGUAUGUACCGCACUGGUGGUCUGGGAUGAAAAAAAUGGUCUUUAGAUGACAUCUGAGGCCGAACUUUGAAUUUAUUUACAACCCUAAGUUAGGAUGAUGAAUAAAAUGCAAAU
Clupea harengus (Atlantic herring) is the source of this 2192-nucleotide messenger RNA. Its product is annotated as E3 ubiquitin-protein ligase TRIM16-like. Lineage: Eukaryota; Metazoa; Chordata; Actinopteri; Clupeiformes; Clupeidae. Gene Ontology annotation, molecular function: zinc ion binding; protein binding. The record is from RefSeq and is a predicted model, not a curated record.